This is a messenger RNA of Fusarium sp. VM40, 210 nucleotides long. The record is from the annotation of a GenBank genome assembly. NCBI's taxonomy places the organism in Eukaryota, Fungi, Ascomycota, Sordariomycetes, Hypocreales, Nectriaceae.
AUGGAUUCCGUUAAGAACGCCGUCAACUCCGCCACCGAGACUGUCCAGCAGGGACUCGCCGGCACCAGCAAGGAGGCCAACAAGAACGUUGCCAAGGACUCCAACGCCGGCAUCGGCACCCGAGCUUCUGCUGCCAAGGAUGCCCUCGGUGACAAGGCCAACGAGGAGAAGCACGACACCAAGGCUUCAGGUUACAAGGAGGCCAUCUAA